UCACUCUGUUUAACACAAUACACGCAAUAUAGUAAAGAGAAAGAGAAAUAGACAGAAGUAAAGAGAAAGAGAGAGAGAGAGAGAGAGAGAGAGAGGGAAGGAGAAAUAUGCAUGGGAGGAAGGUCCUUCAGUAUCGUCUUUGUGAGCAGGUAGACACUCGACGCGUCUCGUGUUCUUCUAUUUUCUCCAUUUUUGAAUAAUCAAGAUUCUUUAAGAAAAAAACCUAUAAAAGUAAUGAUAAUUUAAUGAAAAGAAAUCUGUGUGAUAAAAAAAUUAGUAAUUGUUCAGAAAUUUUCAUUAAGUUCAGAGUUCAAUGUCCGAAGAAGAAGAAAAAGAAGAAAAAGAAGAAGUGCUCAGUUACUUUGAACCUUGACCCUCUUUUUGAUCUUUUUCUCGAUUCGGCUAGUUAAAAAGUACGAACGUAAAAUAGGAAAAAUUGAUGUUUGUUAGCAGUUGAAAGGAUCGUCUGUUUGAAUUUUUCCCGCUCUUGGUGGACGAGCGUGGCAUCUUUUUCCUGACGGCAAAUUGUUGACGAAUGGGCUUACGUUUCGUAAGUACACCGCGGGAUACGAACGUUGAACGUUUGAGAUAUUUCGGCGCUGUCAGUCGAGAGGGCGAAGUCGAGCCAAGUCGUUGCUUUCCAAGUCGUCAAUGAUAACUAAAAGAUUCGUAGAAAAAUAAUAUCAGUGGAUAAAUCAUUACUUUUUAUCGAGAUAAUUGUCUGAAACAAAAGAAGAAAUUUAUAUCGUCUUUUUAAAAAAAGUCAUCUUCGUCACGAACAUGACGCAAUCAGAGUGGUGGACCAUGAAAAAGCAACGAAAGAAUUGCGCAAGCAAGACGACAUCAUUUCACAAGAAGAUAAUUCAAUGUACCGUGUGGUCACUAAGGGACGAUGACAGGAUGUCGUGUCUUCAAAGAAAUAAUAUUAAAUCUCGUUAUUUGGAAUUCGAUCCUAAGUGCAGAGAAAAUCGACGAAGAAGUUUUAUUAGAAUAUGGCAACCCGAAGUAUCUUGAAUCACAGAAAUAUAUGUACUCUUGGACCGGACCUAAUGCGCUUGCGAGAUCAGCUUUGUUGGAACGUCAAGAAAGAUUGCAAUAUAAUUGCGAAGAGUUUCUUAGACGUAAUAAUGUUGAAAGUGGAACUUUGACUUCUGAAUCCUUUCGAAACAUUCUCGUCGACGAGCAACACGAGUUGCUUUAUUGUUACGUACCAAAGGUUGCCUGUACAAACUGGAAACGUGUUUUAAUGGUUGCAACAGGAAAGUGGCCUGGAAACGAUCCUUUAGAAAUACCGGCUGACCAGGCUCACUCUCCGGGUGUAUUUUUGAGGCUAAGUAAUUACACGCUUUCAGAAAUUGAACAAAAAUUAUUAGCGUAUGAUAAACUUAUAGUCGUUAGACAUCCGUUCGAAAGGUUGUUAUCAGCAUAUAGGAAUAAAUUGGAAGCUAAGAAUGAAAAGAGUUCGAGAUACUUUCAAACGCGUUUUGGAAAGAAAAUAAUUAAGAAGUAUAGAGUCAAUGCCACGCAAGAAUCGUUAAAAAAUGGCGACGACGUUACAUUUCGCGAAUUUGUCGAAUUUAUUAUAAAUGAUUCGGAAAAUGGUACGAAGAACGAACACUGGAGACCCAUAUAUGAAUUAUGCCAUCCGUGCAUAGUUAAUUAUAAUCUUGUAAGUAAGUAUGAGACCUUGGUGGAAGACGCUACGGAAGUGUUGGAAAGGAUGAACGUCGUCUCUGUUAAUUUCCCAUCUAAGCCAUCUAGCAGCGAGCCAACAUCCAAGAAGUUGGAUCGAUAUUAUUCGACGUUAAGUUAUAAACAAUUAAGGAAAUUGGAAGAUUUGUACAAAUUAGAUUUGAAAUUGUUCGAUUAUUCACUGGAGGAUGUUCUAGGAUUUUCAUUAGCUUAAAUUUCUAGUGAGAAUUAUGUAAUAGUAGGUUGUAUUAAUACACAGAACUGAGGUAAGCCGAAUUAAAAGAUUCCAAGAUAUUUUCUAAUUUAUUUAUAUUAGAAUGAAUAAUUAUUGUAGUUAAAUAAUUUUAUCUAUUUAAGAAUUCACUCGAGUCACUACGUUACAACAAUUUUUAUUUUAAUGCUGAUUUUUGUGCCAAUAACGUUUAGAUCUAUGAUUGUUAUGUUUUAUCUUGUAUUUUUUUACGUUCUACGAUAAUGAGAAUGCAUUGUAUGCCAUUUGUAUUAAUCACUGUUUUUAUAUAACGAAAUGUAUACUUAAUCACAAUUACGAUUGAUUCUUGUAUUUUUCUUCAAAUUUU
Molecule: messenger RNA, 2270 nt
Organism: Polistes dominula (European paper wasp)
Lineage: Eukaryota; Metazoa; Arthropoda; Insecta; Hymenoptera; Vespidae
Product: carbohydrate sulfotransferase 11
Biological process (GO): carbohydrate biosynthetic process
Cellular component (GO): membrane
Molecular function (GO): sulfotransferase activity
Source: RefSeq, a predicted model, not a curated record